Molecule: messenger RNA, 2661 nt
Organism: Cyphomyrmex costatus
Lineage: Eukaryota; Metazoa; Arthropoda; Insecta; Hymenoptera; Formicidae
Gene: aub
Product: aubergine
Exons: 10
Coding region: 1-2661 (886 amino acids)
Molecular function (GO): RNA binding; protein binding
Source: RefSeq, a predicted model, not a curated record
AUGUCUCAGAGAGGAGGAGGAGGAGGAAGAGGGAGAGCAAGUCAUGGACGAGCAUCACAAAAACAGUCAAGUUCCAUGCACCAGCAGGAACCGCAACAGCAACUUCCACAUGCUCAGGCAUCAACGAGUACUGGAGCCAUUCGCAGACCAGGACAAUCUACUACACAAUCGAGUACCGGACGGGGUGUAAUACAACGUGUUGGUGAAAAAGGCGAUAGUACAGGAGUUGGACAAAUAGGUAGAGGAAUGGAAAAGCUCAGUAUUCAACCUACUACUGGUGGCAGUGGUGAUGCUGGUGCCGCCGGUCCUGUAGCUGUUGUGGCAUCUGGUAGAGGUGCAGCUCGCGGCAAAAGAAUCUUACCCGCAGAUAUUUUUGUGACAAAACCAAGUCAUGUAACGAAUAAGAAAGGCACGUCUGGUUCUCACAAAGUAAUAACAGUAAAUUACUUCAAAGUACUUAAAGCUACUGAUUGGGCUCUUUAUCAGUAUCGUGUUGAUUUUUCACCCGAAGAAGAUCGUACGAUGGUGCGUAAAGGUUUACUGAAAAUACAUCAAAAGAAAAUUGGUGCGUAUAUCUUUGAUGGCACUGUAAUGUAUACAAGUCGCCGAUUAUCUGACCGAAUGGUAUUUACUUCAACUCGACAAUCGGAUGAACAGCAUAUAACAAUUACUGUUCGUCUUGUGGGUGAUAUGUUGGUUGGAGAUGCCCACUACAUUCAAUUCUUUAACAUAAUUAUGAGAAAAUGUUACGAGCACUUAAAGCUAAAAUUGAUCGGUCGUAAUUAUUUUGAUCCUAAUAGUAAAAUUAUCUUGCCGGAACACAAAUUAGAAUUGUGGCCAGGAUAUGUAUCAUCUAUCCGUCAACAUGAGCGAGAUAUUUUGAUGUGUGUCGAGAUAACAAAUAAAGUUAUGAGAUUGGAAACCUUGGGAGAUAUUCUGAAUAGCUUAUAUCAUCAAGAUAGAAGCAGAUUCAGAGAAAAUUUCUGUAAUGCUGUAAUCGGAACUGUAGUUCUUACCGAUUAUAACAACAAUACGUACCGCAUUGAAGACGUAGAUUUCUCAGCUACUCCUAGCAGCACAUUUCCUUUGAAAAAUGGCGAAAGUAUAACAUAUGUAGACUAUUAUAAAAAAAAAUAUGAUAUCAGGAUUUCGAAUCCUGGACAUCCAAUGUUGGUGACGAGAUCCAAAACGAGAGAUCGACAAGCUGGAGAGGCAGAGCGUGUUUAUUUGGUGCCUGAACUCUGUCGAACAACAGGCUUGACUGACGCUAUGAGAGAAAAUUACAAACUUAUGUCAAGUUUGGCUGUUGAGACACGUCUUCACCCUGGAAAGCGUAUUGAAAAAUUAUUAAAGUUUAAUAAAAGGCUUUGUAAGGAACCUGCUAUCGCGCAAGAAUUAUCCGAGUGGAACUUACAGCUAGAUGACAAGUUGCUCCAAAUUCCUGCGCGGCAAUUACUUAAUGAGAAAAUCUUUUUCGGCGGAGACGUAUUUACCAAUAUCGAACACGGUGAUUGGACGCAAGCUAUGAUAAAUAAGAAAUGUGUAAUUUCUCCAAGAUUAAUGGAGUGGGUCUUUGUGAUUUCGGAAAGGGAUAGAGGUUGCGCUGAGGGUUUUAUGACAACUUUAUUGAAAGUAUCAGCAGGCAUACAAUUUCAAGUGGAAAAACCAAAAUAUGAAUAUAUUCGUGAUGAUAGACCAGGCACAUAUAAUGAAAAACUAGAACAAAUUCUAAGCAAACGAGUACCACAAUUGAUAUUUUGCGCGGUAUCAAACAAUCGCAGCGAUCGCUACUCUGCUAUCAAGAAAAAGUGCUGUGUAGACCGGCCUGUGCCAUCACAGGUUUGCUUGACAAGGACGAUGACGCACAAAAACAUCAAGUCUAUUUCAACAAAAAUAGCAAUACAAAUGAGUUGUAAAUUGGGUGGGGCACCGUGGUAUGUGGAUAUUCCGUUAGAAGGGCUAAUGAUUGUUGGAUUUGAUGUUUGCCAUGAUACAACUUCGAAGAAAAAAGAUUUCGGUGCUACAGUAGCGACUUUGAAUAGACGCAUGACACAGUACUUCAGCGCGGUAAACGUACACGAAACGGGCGAGGAAUUGUCGAAUGAUCUCUGUGACAACAUCUGCAAAUCUGUACAAGCGUACUAUGCGCUAAACAAAACUCUACCGGAGCGCAUUGUCAUUUAUCGCGACGGCGUCGGUGAGGGUCAAGUUCCACAGGUUAUGGAUCGAGAAGUCGAGCAAGUAAGAAAGAGGCUCAGUGGAUUGUACGGUGGCCCGGAUAAAUACAGAAUGGCAUUUAUAAUAGUCACGAAGCGACUGAAUACACGUUUCUUUGAAAAUAAUAACAAUCCGGAACCGGGCACAAUAGUUGACGACGUGAUCACAAGUCCGAUUAAAUACGAUUUCUUCAUCGUGUCGCAGAAAGUGCGGCAAGGAACAGUAACACCCACUGCCUACAGCGUUAUUUACGAUAAUCUAGGUAUGAAUCCUGACAAGAUACAACGUCUGACAUAUAAAUUGACACAUAUGUACUACAAUUGCUCAAAUACCGUUAGAGUACCGGCGCCCUGCCACUAUGCCCACAAAUUAGCAUUUUUGGUGAGUAAGUUCAUUCACCGGGCGCCGGAUACACAGUUACAAAACACAUUGUAUUUCUUAUAA